AGCUCCGGGUGGGCGAAGCUGGCUCCGGCUACGUCCUGGCCCUCCAGUCCCGGGGGUGCAGGGCCGCAGUCACGUGCCGGGGAGCGAGGGCAGACGGGGCGGCGCUGCAUGGGGAAGGGCCGGCCCUGGUCGGGGCCCGAGACUACAGAGCCUUGCGAGGGAGUGAACGGGCUGUCUGCGUUGUGGACGUGUGAUCGCCAUCACCUUCCGCCCCAUCACUGCCCUUACCAUGAACCCAGAUUUGCGCCGGGAGCGGGACGCUGCUAGCUUCGACGCAGAGAAACUUACUCAUAUCCUGGAUGGAGGCCCCGAGAGGACCCGGCGUCGCCGGGAGAUCGAAAACUUGAUUCUGAAUGAUCCAGACUUUAAGCAUGAAGACUUGAAUUUCCUUACCCGAAGCCAGCGCUAUGAGAUAGCUGUCAGAAAGAGUGCCACCAUGGUGAAGAAGUUGCGAGAUUUUGGCAUUGCUGAUCCGGAGGAGAUCAUGUGGUUUAAAAGACUACAUAUGAUCCAUUUUGUGGAACCUGUUGGCCUCAAUUACUCCAUGUUUAUCCCUACCUUGCUGAAUCAGGGCACCACUGCUCAGCAACAGAAAUGGCUGCCUCCAUCCAAAGGACUCGAGAUAAUUGGCACCUACGCCCAGACCGAGAUGGGGCACGGAACUCAUCUUCGAGGCCUGGAAACCACAGCAACUUAUGACCCUAAAACACAGGAGUUUAUUCUCAACAGCCCUACUGUUACUUCCAUUAAGUGGUGGCCUGGUGGACUUGGGAAAACUUCAAAUCAUGCCAUAGUUCUGGCUCAGCUCUACACUAAGGGAGAGUGCUAUGGAUUACAUGCUUUCAUUGUACCUAUUCGUGAAAUAGGAACCCACAAACCUUUGCCAGGCAUUAUUGUUGGAGACAUUGGGCCCAAAUUUGGCUAUGAUGAAAUGGAUAAUGGUUACCUAAAGAUGGACAACUAUCGAAUUCCUCGGGAAAACAUGCUAAUGAAGUAUGCCCAGGUCAAACCUGAUGGCACAUAUGUGAAGCCUUUGAAUAAUAAACUGACUUAUGGAACCAUGGUGUUUGUCAGAUCCUUCCUUGUGGGAGAGGCAGCUCGAUCGUUGUCUAAAGCCUGCACUAUUGCCAUCCGUUAUAGUUUAGUAAGGCAUCAGUCUGAAAUCCAGCCAGGUGAUCCUGAACCCCAGAUUUUGGAUUUUCAGACCCAACAAUUUAAACUUUUUCCUCUCUUGGCCACUGCCUUUGCCUUUCAAUUUGUGGGAGCCUACAUGAAAGAAACCUAUCAUCGCAUUAAUGUGGACAUCAGCCAAGGAGAUCUUAGUGAACUGCCUGAGCUUCAUGCAUUGACAGCUGGACUUAAGGCUUUCACCUCUUGGACAGCUAAUUCUGGCAUUGAAGCCUGCCGGAUGGCUUGUGGUGGGCAUGGAUACUCCCAUUGCAGUGGCCUCCCAAACAUCUAUGUCACUUUCACCCCCACCUGCACCUUUGAAGGAGAAAACACUGUGAUGAUGCUUCAAACAGCUCGGUUUUUGAUAAAAAGCUAUGAUCAAGUACAUUCAGGAAAGUUGGUGGGCGGCAUGGUGUCCUACUUGAAUGACCUGUCUAGUCAACGCAUCCAGCCACAACAAGUGGCAGCUUGGCCAGCAAUGGUGGAUAUCAACAGCCCAGACAGCCUAACAGAAGCCUAUAAAUGUCGAGCGGCCCGAUUAGUAGAAGCUGCAGCAAGGAACCUUCAAGCUGAAUUAAAGCACAGAAAAAGCAAAGAGAUAGCAUGGAACUUAACCUCUGUGGACCUUGUUCGGGCAAGUGAGGCUCAUUGCCACUAUGUGGUAGUAAAAAUCUUUUCUGGAAAUCUCUCCAAAAUUGAUGACAAGCCUAUUCAAACAGUCCUGAAGAAUUUGUGUCUCUUAUAUGCACUGUAUGGAAUCAGUCAGAAUUCUGGGGACUUUCUACAGGGGGGGAUUUUGACAGAAUCCCAACUUACCCAAGUGAACCAGCGGAUGAAAGAGCUCCUGACCAUAAUCCGUCCCAAUGCUGCUGCUUUGGUGGAUGCAUUUGAUUUUCAAGAUGUUUCACUUGGCUCUGUACUUGGCCGCUAUGAUGGCAAUAUCUAUGAAAAUAUGUUUGAAUGGGCCAAGAAAUCCCCACUGAAUAAAACACAGGUCCAUGAAUCUUAUUACAAACACCUGAAGCCACUGCAGUCUAAGCUGUGAAAUCUGUUUAUGCUGUGCAACUCCAUCAGCUUCAGAACAUACAUGCUUUGCCUUCCUUUACACUGGAUGCAUAUAUCCUGAAUGAAAUCUUUAUCAAAUACGGAUAGCCUUAGAACAAAUAAUAAAUUCAUCCCUCAUCCUCUUUAUAAAUGAAGAAAAAUGAAAAUAUUUGGGAAAUUGAAAGAAAAAUGGAUGUGUCUUAAGUGCAAUUAAUAGUGAAAGAGACUUUUUAAGCAUUCAGAAAAGCUUUUUAAAAAUAUAGUAUGGCUUCUAUUCACAGUGCUGCUAAUUUCUGUGGUCCAUGACCUCUUUGAUAAUUAGCAGUUUUUAACUACUAAGUAGUUGACUUUUCAAGUUAUAACUGCUAAUCACUGGAUAUAUUUUAAGUGUGAAGUGUUUUUGAGCAAAAGAUAUAUUUUGAGGUGCAAAGAGAAUCUCAAUUUGCAGGCUUGCCUGCAAAUGUAUUACAACUCUUUUAAUCAUUCUACUAUUGGGACUUUCUUUAAAAGUAUGAGCUAAGGAACUAGAAUAGAGAGGGAAGGCCCAUCUAAAAAGUUAAAACCAUUGCUUUGUGGCUAAUGCCUUUUUCUCUUUUUCUUUUCUUCUUUGACAGAUAAUUACUAUGGACAAAAAAAUUUGCACUCCCCAGUAACAUUUCCCAGCCCAAGCAUUCUGUGGCAGUACCUUCCUAGUAUGAUUAGAAAUUGGCUUAUUGACCAAUAUUUAAUUUUAACUUAAAGAGCUGCUUUUCUAUUUAUAUCCUUCCCAUUGAGAAGCAGUGUUAACCUCUGUGAGGAUGAAGAAUAAAGUUAGCAUUUCAAAGUUAAAAUGACUCAAUGGCACCCUAAAUACAGUAGUGGUUGAUGCUGGGUCUCUUCCAAAGUGUAUGGAGGACAAAUCUUUUCUGAAUGCGAAUAGAGAACAGCUCUCCUGAGACACUGGCAGAAAAAACAAAAAAAGGAAAUGAAAAGCCACAUAGGUUAGCCACUCAUUUGGUGCAAGUGUGGUUUUUCUUUUCUUUGUGUUCUUAAGGAACUUUAUCUGAAGUGCUAAAAAGUCCCUUUCUAUAAAGUCUCAUUUGCACAGUUCUUCAGUAAAAAAGAUUUAAGGAUAUAGCUUUUAAUUGAAUUUUGUGAUUUGUGACAAUAUAAAAUAGCAAAAAUCACUUAAUUUUAUAUAUCUUUCUGUGACAGUUGCCUGGUGAAAUAUAAUCCUAGAAUUUUACUUAACCUGAAUAUAAGAUUGUAUAAAAACCAAGACAUCUUCAGAAUAUGUUAAAUCAAAUUUGCUAAAUAAAGAAUGACACUAAUGAAAUUUUCCCAGGUAAAACAGCUAGUUUCAGAAUCUCAAGUUUAAAAAUGUUAUUAUUGUUGACUCAAACUUUGUCUUUCUUAGAGGAAAAUUAACCAUACUUCUGUUAGUAUGACACUUAUAUUGUAGUUAGGAAGCAAUACUAUUCUAUUGUUAAUCAGGAAUGUAACCUAAGAUCUGAAUUAGUGGGGGAAAAGUGAAAGGAAAAAAAUCAAGGUGUUUAAUGUUAUUUGUAUUGCAAUACAGAACCAUUAUUUCUGUGAUAAUACUUAUAUGUAUUGUGCCAAGAUUUGUGUAAUGAUAGUAUUAAGUGGAUUGGAAUAAGACUUGGUAAACACUAUACAAUAGAUCUGUGAUCAUGAUAAACAAGUUUGAGGAGAUUGCAAAUAUCAGGAGGACUCUAAAAACCUAGUUUUGUCAAGUUUCAUUUCUUAAACUCAGGCAGGACUUUUUGUACUGUUUAAUUCACUAAGAUUCAGAUGCUUUGCAGCAAUAUAAUUAAUGCAAAUGGAGGUUUUUUUUUAAUUAAAAAUGAAUUUAAGAUGUAAAACCUCAUUAAUUUGGAAUCUGUCUCAGUAAAAACUAAAUUUUAUAAAACUUAAACUUUUCGUUCUCUUUAAGUGCAAAUAGUAGUACUAAAAGCAAAUAAAGUAGGACCUAAUUUAAAAAAAAAAUGAAUCAUUUAAUUUAAUCAUUGAAUUAAAUAGUUUUACAAAACUUAAUUAGCUUUUGUUAGAUAACACUGAUGCCUGCCUUUUGGGGAAAUGUUUUAUCUUGAUCAGUAUAGAAAAUUUAAAACUAAUGUGAAUUUAAUUCAGGUAAUUUUUUGAUUCACUGAUUAAUCUUCCCCAUUGGUAUUUUAAGAACCUGAAUUCUGUGUUUUUCUGUAUAAUGCAUGUUUACUGAGUAUUAUUUGGUAUUUGUUUUCGGCUUGAGUAAUCUCAGAGGACUUUGUCCAGAAACCCUUUAUAUUUGCAUUGCCCUUUAAAGUAGCUAGUCUUGUGAAAAACAGUUUUAACUUCAUUCGUAGAGAGUGUACUUGUUUAGUGUUAUGUAGCACAGUGACUGAAUCCAGGUACUUCAUAAUAGCUUUAAUCAGGUGCUCCCCUGUCAUAAAUUUGAAUUUGUCAUAUAUCUAUUAAUACAUCUGUUCCUUUGAAUGUUAAUAGUUACUAGAUUACAUCUUUUUUUUUUUUUUUUUUUUAAGGAGAAAGAGCUCUAAGUGGAAGCUUUUAUAAUUUUGAGCAUUUAGGGGUGAAAGUUCCUGUAAUUAUUAGGUUUCUUGCCCAGUUAAUUCCAAAGCCCUCUUCUUUUCAGUAUUUCAGAUUUUUUGUUUAUAUCUGAGAGCCUCAGAUUUUUUUAUGUUAAUAGGCUUUUACAACUUUAACAAUACUAAUAAUACUUUCUGAAAUCCCAGAUCCAGUCUCAAAAGAUGUGGGACUGGAUUGAAGUAACAUUAGGAAAUAUGCAUUUGGAAGACUUGAAAUCUGAAAGGGCUUCCUAUAACUCUGCCUGAUUACCGUGAUUUUGACUUGUUUUAUGAUCAGGUUUAAGACUUUAUUUUUAGAAACCAAAUCAACUUGUAAAAUAAGGACUUAAAAUAACUAAAGUUAGGUUUGGUGUUUGUUUUCUUAACUUAAUCUAGCCAAGUUUAUAUUCAAAUUUCCAGUACUGUUUCUAGGAUGAAGUCAGUAAACACUAUGAAUUAUGUAAGAAAACCUUUUAAGUGGGUAAGUUGAACUGUAACAGGUGAAAUGUAAAUUUUAAACUCAGUGAGCCGGGAAAACAUGUUUCCCUUAU
Sarcophilus harrisii (Tasmanian devil) is the source of this 5326-nucleotide messenger RNA. It is a transcript of the gene ACOX1, whose product is annotated as acyl-CoA oxidase 1. Bases 230 to 2215 code for a protein of 661 amino acids. Lineage: Eukaryota; Metazoa; Chordata; Mammalia; Dasyuromorphia; Dasyuridae. The transcript has 14 exons. The record is from RefSeq and is a predicted model, not a curated record. Gene Ontology annotation, cellular component: peroxisome. Gene Ontology annotation, biological process: fatty acid beta-oxidation using acyl-CoA oxidase; lipid homeostasis; very long-chain fatty acid metabolic process. Gene Ontology annotation, molecular function: FAD binding; fatty acid binding.